Messenger RNA from Acanthamoeba castellanii str. Neff, 6483 nucleotides. Its product is annotated as SNF2 family Nterminal domain containing protein. NCBI's taxonomy places the organism in Eukaryota, Discosea, Longamoebia, Acanthamoebidae. The transcript is spliced from 24 exons. The record is from RefSeq and is a predicted model, not a curated record. Gene Ontology annotation, biological process: negative regulation of transcription by RNA polymerase II; chromatin remodeling. The coding region runs from base 1 to 6483 and encodes 2160 amino acids. Gene Ontology annotation, molecular function: histone binding; DNA binding; ATP-dependent chromatin remodeler activity. Gene Ontology annotation, cellular component: nucleus; chromatin.
AUGAAGAGCAUCCAGCUAGGCCUGCGAGAGAGGCGAAGGGUGAACUACGCCGAAGAGGAGAUCAAGGAAGACUCAGACUCAGAUUUCGGUGCCGAAGACGAUGACGAGGCGGAAGAGGAAGAUGAGGAUGACAAUGAGCGGCACACGAUCGGUGGCAAAACUACGCCCGCGCGUAGUGGCCCACCUGCCAGAUCCAGGAGCGCGCCGAAGCCGGCGACUACUCCAUCUUCCUCGUCACGUGCCUCAAAAUCGGAUGAGAUUAUCCCAACACGCUUUAGUGCUCGUCAGGAACGUAGGACCCAGGUCAACUACGCGCACGAGUGGACUUCACCGUUCAUCGUUCUCUUUAUUCUGACCGAACACCAGGAGUCUGAAGGCGAAGGCGAAGAGGAGGAGGAAGAGGAAGGAGGAAUGUCGGAUGAAGACGACGAAGAAGGUGGCCACCACAAAGGAGACACCACAAAGUCGCUUUUUGAAGAGCCCAAGCAAGUGAUCGACAAGAUCUUGUGCCACAAGGAAGUGACGGAAGACGGCCAGACAGGUCAAUCAUUCCUGCAUGUCGAAUGGCUGCUGGAGUCGGACAUCUUGGCCGAGCGGUUCGGCAAGACCAAGCUCGCUCGCUACUACCGAAAUCCGCCGCUGGUGUAUGAUGAAGACAAGCCUUUCAACCCCGACUUCGUGCAAGUCGACAGGAUUCUCGACGAGACGGUGGAGACGGAUGAAGACGGCAACGAGGUGACCAAAUACCUGGUGAAGUGGGAAUCGACGCCCUACAACGAAAGCACAUGGGAGCUCUCCACCGACAUCAACGACGACGAGAAGAUCGCGCAGUUCAAGCGCACCAACCAGUUGCCGCCCGCAUCAAAGGGUCUGCCAGAGCGCCCCGAUGCCGAGGAGUGGCGAGAGUAUACAGAGUCGCCCGAGUUCAAAGAUGGCAACAGGCUCCGCGCCUAUCAGCUGGAGGGCCUUAACUGGCUCGUGUUCAAUUGGUAUCAGCGCCGCAACAGCAUUCUCGCCGACGAAAUGGGUCUUGGCAAAACGGUGCAGAGCAUCUCCACUAUGUGGCAUCUGUUCACCGUUGAGAAGAUCCGCGGACCCUUCUUGGUCAUCGCGCCCUUGUCCACCAUCGGCCACUGGAAGCGUGAAGUCGAAAACUGGACCGAUAUGAACGUCAUCGUCUACCACGGCUCAUCGGCAGCACGCGAAGUCAUUCGCAAAUACGAAUGGAACUAUCUGGACGCCAAGGGCCGUGCCAUUCCCGGCCUGUUCAAGUGGAACGUGCUGGUGACCACCUACGAAAUGAUUCUUGCGGACAGCGCACUGCUGAAAACUAUCGAUUGGCGCUACACCGUCAUCGACGAGGCCCACAGGCUCAAGAACAAGAACAGCAAGCUGCUGAUCGAGCUGCAGACCUACAGCUUCUCGGACAUUCUACUGUUGACGGGCACGCCGCUCCAAAACAACACUGAGGAGCUGUGGUCGCUCCUCAACUUCCUCGAUCCCGAAAAGUUCCAUUCUUCGGAAGAUUUUAUGACGGACUUCGGAGACUUGAAACAGACACAGCAAGUGCAAGGGCUGCACGACCUGCUCAAGCCCCACCUGCUUCGACGAAUGAAAGAGCAUGUGGAGAAGAGUAUCGCGCCCAAGGAAGAAACCAUCGUGGAGGUGGAACUUACCGUCACGCAGAAGAAGUACUAUAAGGCCAUCUACGAAAAGAACACGGCCUUCCUCACAAAGGGCUGUUCGGGCGGUAACGUGCCUAACAUGUUGAACAUCAUGAUGCAGCUCAGGAAGUGUUGCAACCACCCCUACCUCAUCAACGGUGUGGAGUCGCAGAUCCUCAACGGGCUCUCCGACCCCGAGUCGAUCUACCAGAUGCUCAUCAAGAGUUCGGGCAAGCUCGUGCUGAUCGAUAAGCUCCUGCCCAAGCUCAUCUCGGGCGGCCACAAGGUGUUGAUCUUCUCGCAGAUGGUGCGCGUGCUCGACAUCCUGGAGGACUACCUCAACUUCCGCAAGUUCACCUACGAGCGAAUCGACGGCGGCGUCCGCGGCAACGACCGCCAGGCGGCCAUCGACCGCUUCUGCAAGAAGGGCUCGGACCGCAACGUCUUCCUGCUCUGUACACGAGCCGGCGGCGUGGGCAUCAACUUGACGGCCGCCGAUACGGUGAUCAUCUUCGACAGCGACUGGAACCCUCAGAACGAUAUCCAGGCCCAGGCCCGAUGCCACAGGAUCGGCCAGACGCAAAUGGUCAAGGUCUACAGGCUGAUUACGCGAGGCACCUACGAGCGGCACAUGUUCGAGAGGGCGUCGCUCAAGCUUGGACUCGACCAAGCCGUGCUGGGCAAAAUGGCCGAGAAUAGAGAGGAUGAGAAGGCGGGCGGUGAGGAGAAGAAGCUGGACAAGAAGGAGAUCGACGCGCUGCUCAAGUAUGGCGCGUACGACGUGUUCCGCGAGGGACAGGACGAAGGCGAGCAGUACUACGAGGAGGACAUCGACAAAAUCCUCGAGCGGUCUUCCUUCACCCUCAAGCCCGAGAGUCAAGGAGGUGAACCCGGCGGUGCGCUGUCCGCAUUCUCGAAGGCCAGUUUCUGCUCGGCCUCGUCGGCGCCCGACGUGGACCUCGACGACCCCGACUUCUGGAAGAAGAUUCUGCCCGAGGCUGCACAAAACGUGCCCGAUCCCAGCAUCCAGACCGGGUCCCGCGUGCGCCGGAAGGUGAAGCGCUUCGGCCAGAAGGGCGGCGGCGGCGUGUCCGACGAGGAGGCCGAGAACGAGGACGACGGGGCCUACAGCGAGCCCGACGAUGGCGGUGGCGGCAAGGCCGGCGGGAAGAAGAUCAAGGGCCGCGAGUGGUCGAACGCCGAGCGGUCCCGCUUCAAGAGCGCCAUCUUCAACUACGGCUACGGCAGGUGGCACGACAUCAAGACGCUGGGCAAGCUCACCCGACGGACGCAGACCGAGGUCGAGGGCUACGGCCGCGCGCUGUUACACAUGAUCUACAACUACGCCAAGGAGGAGGACCCCGACCUCGGCACCGAGGAGGAGGUGCUCAAGAAGAUCACCAACGUCUCGCUCAACCCGCCCGCCACCACUACGUCGGACAGCGGCGGCGCGGCUGCGACUGCGGCCGUGGCCGGUGCCGAUGAAAGCAGCGCGAGCGCCGCCAAGGACGAGGCCAGCAAGGCCAAGGAGGGCGAAGGCGAGAAGGACGGCGGUGCCGCAGACAAGGAGGCGGCUCCUGCCACCGUCGCCGGAGCUCCGGCGCCGGCGCCGACGCCACAGCCGGCCGAGGCUGCUGCGGCCACCCCGAUCCCCGACGACCGGUGGCGAAGCCUGCUCGAGGACACGACCCUCGCCGACGACGACAAGUUCAUCGAGUAUCUGAAGAGAAACGCCCAGAAGCUGCUCAAGGCCCUCGAGGACCUGGCCAAGCUGGGCCAGCUCAUCAAAGCCAACGAGGGUUCGGUGGAGCAGCUGCAGAAGCAGGUUCCGACGAUGUCGCGGGGGAUGAUGCCCGAUUGGUGGUCCAAGCGCGAAGACGCGAGCUUCCUGCUGGGCGUGUACAAGCACGGCAUGGGCCACUACGAUGACAUCAAGACCGACCCGGCGCUGUGCUUCCAUGAGAGAUUCCAGGAGGCCGUGCUGUUGGCGGCCUCUGGCGGCGGCGAGGGCGACGAUGCGGACGGCGGCUUCGAUGUACAUAGCGGCAGGCGACGCUCGGCUUCGCGACGCGGCAAGCGCCCCCAGGUCGUCGAGUGGCCGCAGACCAAGACGCUCAACCUGCGCCUCAAGAACCUCCUGCGCGCGCUCGAGGUCUCCUUCCGCAAGAAGCGGCCGGUGCUGGUGGUCGGCGAUAAGGGCGGUGGCAAGGGCGACGCCGCGGGCCUCAGGAACGCUGGUGGCCCGACGUUCCAGCUGCAGCACCCCAAGGACGAAGAUGUGAGGAUGAGCAAGCCCGUCAAGGAAUGGUCCAAGCGAGAGAAGCAAGACUUUUACAGGGCGCUCAUCACGCACGGCGUGCCGUACGACCAGGACGGCGAGUACGACUGGAAGGUCAUGCAGCGCAACGCCAACCUCUCGCGCAAGACGCCCGCCAUGAUCGAGAAGCACUACGUCGAGCUGCUCGAGCGGUGCCGCAGCACCAUCCGCCUGUUCAAGAAGAUGGAGGGCAAGCCCGGCGGCAAGGGCGCGACCGCCGCCGGUGGUGGCCGCGGCAAGCGGCCCGAGGACGAGGUCAUUCUCCGCGAGGACGGCGAUGAGAUGACCUACGCCCAGGCCAUGAAGGUGCUGCAGCGGAUCAUUCUCUUCUCCAAGAUCCGCGGCAAGGCCCUCAAACUCGGCGACGAAGAGCUCCGCUUCCGCCUGAAAAAUCUGCGGCUGUUCACUGGGCUGCCCAAGUGGUGGCAGGUGACGACGCACGAUAUCGCGCUGCUCAAGGGCAUCGACAAGCACGGCUACGGCCGGUGGGAGGAGGUGUGCUCCGAUCCCGACCUCCCGUUCUUCGCCAUCGCCCAGAGCAUGCGCGAGCGCGUCGAAUCCGAGCGCAAGGGCGAGCACGACGCGGCCAAGACCGACGGGGCACCCCCGUCGACCGACGGCGACAGCGCGCCGGUCAAGCGCGAGAGCCGCGAAGAGGGCGAGAUCAGCGAUGACAACAUGGACGAGGACGAAGUCGAGGACCACGACAACAACGACGAGGGUGCAGAGGAUGACAACGACGACAACGACGGCGAUGGGAUGAACGGCGAGGAGGGCGAGGGCGACAGCAACAGCGGCGGCGAGAAGCAAGCGCGCGGCGUGAAGCGCAAGCGCGGUGGGCUGCUCAACCGUCAGGUGAUCGACUUCCCGCGCGAGACGGUCCUCGCCAAGCGGCUCGACUACAUCCUCAAGGUGGCCCUCUCGUCGCAGAUGCCCGACUUUGUCAAGCGGGAGUCCUCCUCGUCGACCUCCACCUCGAUGUCGUCGUCUUCAUCGUCGUCUUCAUCGUCGUCGUCGCGAGCCGCCGCCGCCGAUUCGCGGAAGCAGCAGCAGUCGCUGGACCGGUUCGUCAAGAAGGACCCAGGCAGCAAGGAGAAGGAAAAGGAGAAGGAAAAGAAGAGAAAGAGGGGCGACUCCGACCACGAGGACCACGAGGCCGCUCACUCGUCGUCCACCACCAGGAACGGCGGCAAGUCGUCGUCAUCAUCAUCGACGGCGCAGGCGCGGAAGAAGACCAAGCGAUCGCCGUCGCCGGUGCCGGCGCGCGAUCACCACGCGAAGGAGCGGCGGGACCACCACGGUGCGAAGGAGCGGGAGAGGGACGACGAGAAGGAGAGCGGCGGCAGCGCCAAGGCCGCGUCGGCGAAGGGCAAGAAGAAGGGCGGCAAGGGCGGCGACAAGACGCCGCGGACCAAGAAGAUCGUCGACCUGCCCACCGACGAGCACGGGCGGGUCAAGAUGCCCAUCAAGAUCGCCGGCCUCACAGUUCUCGCACUCGGCUCCAUUCCGAAGGACCGUCCGGAGUUCCACCAGAAGCGGUACAUCUGGCCGGUCGGCUUCAAGUCGAUGCGGCAGUACUCGAGCUUCGAGGACCCCUCCGUGCGUUGCAACUACAUCAGCGAAAUUCUCGACGGUCUCCAGACCUCCCAGAAGUUCAACGGUCCGCUGUUCAAGGUGACGCCCGAGGACGACGAGGACGAGGCCAUCGUCGAGAAGUCGGCAACGGCGGCGUGGUCGGCGGUCAUUGCCAAGGUCAACAACAUGAAGACCGAGGAGACUGGCAAGCGCCAGUUCACCUCCGUCUCCGGCCCCGAGUACUUUGGCUUUGGCGUACCCGCCAUCGCCAAGCUCAUCCAGGAGUUGCCGAACGCUGACAACUGUACAAAAUACGAGAUGCAGCACUACAGCUCCGCCGGCGGAGCUGCUCCGUCUCCGUCGUCCUCUUCUUCGUCAUCCUCGUCUUCUUCAUCAUCGUCGUCAUCCUCGAAGCGCGAGCGCGAGCGCGAGCGCGAGCGGGAGUCUACGCUCCCGUCGUUCAAGUCGCGUGGCGACGACAGCGGUGCCAAGCCGCGGUUCGUGCUGCCCAAGAAGAAGCGGGUCCUUGACUCGUCGUCAUCGUCCGCGGCCGGCGGCGAGUCCAAGCGACGCUCGUCGUCCUCGUCCGCGGCCAGCAACGGCGAUCGGGACAGCGACGACGAACGCCGGUCCAUCAGCCCUCGCGACCGCGACCGCGGCAGCAGCGGCGGCGGCCGGUCGCACAAUCGAGACCGCGACUGGGAGCGAGAGCGGGAGAGCAGCAGAGACACCAGCAGGGACCGCGGAGGCGGGAGAGACCGAGGCGAGAGGGACAACAGAGACCGGUACAGCUCAUCAUCGUCAUCGUCGUCUUCGUCAUCUUCACAUUCGCGAAGCAGCGGCCACCACUCUUCCUCUUCGUCGUCACCGUCGUCUUCGCGACAGCAGCAGCGCACCUCGCCCAGCUCUUCGCGAGGCUUCAAGUAG